AUGUGGCUGUUUCUUGCAAUCCUGGUUUUCCUACAAGCACCCACGAACUCUGAAGAUGCCACCAAGCAGAAAAAGGCUCUAAAUCCCGAGGCUUCCAUGAACACUAGCCAAAUCAUCUGCUACAGAGGGUACCCCAGUGAGGAGUAUGAAGUCCUGACUCGUGACGGCUACUACAUCCACCUGAACAGAAUUCCUCAUGGAAGAGAAAAGCCUGAGAACAGAGGGGCCAGGCCAGUCGUGUUUCUCCAGCACGGAUUAUUUGGAGAAGGCAGCCACUGGGUGGAAAAUCUGGCUAACAACAGCCUUGGCUUCAUCCUAGCAGACUCUGGCUACGACGUGUGGCUGGCAAACAGCCGGGGGACCAGCUGCUCCCGGAGACACCAGCACCUUUCAGCUGACCAGGUGGAAUUCUGGGAUUUCAGCUUCCAUGAGAUGGCAAUGUACGAUCUCCCAGCCGCCAUCGACUUUGUGCUGCAGAAGACGGGGCAGAAGCAGCUCCACUAUGUUGGCUACUCCCAGGGCUGCUCAAUUGCGUUUAUUGCGUUUUCAUCCAUACCCGAACUGGCUCAGAAAGUCAAAAUGUUUUUUGCCCUGGCUCCAGCAGCGGUACCCAAGAAUGCCAAAAGUCCACUCAUGAAGAUACUGCUCCUCCUGGACAACAAGCUCAAGAUGAUUCAACUGCUGCUGGGCAGAACGGACGCGUCCCUGCGGAUCAGGAAGCUGUGGCGCUUUCUCCCGGAGCUGUGCAGGCACACGCUGCUGCACAGGCCCUGUGCCAACCUCCUCUUCCUGAUGGGUGGCCACAACGAGAAGAACCUCAACAUGACACGGCUGGAUGUGUACACAUCCCACUAUCCGGAAGGCACCUCUGUCAAAAACAUCAUCCACUGGGCCCAGGUGAUAACAUCUGGAGAAUUCAAAGCCUUUGACUACGGCAGCAAGAACCCAGCCAUGUACCACCAGGUAGGAGCUGCAGUGGCAGUGCUGGCAGCUGGAGAUGCUGGGUGUCUAUCCAGGGUGGUGCAGGGACAGAAUGGCUUGCAGGGAUUGACCACUGAGACCCCCCCGUGUCCCUCCAGGACACACCGCCCUUGUACCGCGUGGAGGAGAUGCCGGUGCCCACAGCGGUGUGGUCCGGAGGGCAGGACUGGGCAGCUGACCAGAGGGACGUCCUCCUGCUGCUGCCCCGCAUCUCUCACCUCGUCACCUACAGCCACAUCCCCGACUGGAACCACUGGGACUUUAUCUGGGGCCUGGACGCCCCCGGGCGCCUCUACAGCAGCAUCCUGA
Molecule: messenger RNA, 1290 nt
Organism: Pseudopodoces humilis (Tibetan ground-tit)
Lineage: Eukaryota; Metazoa; Chordata; Aves; Passeriformes; Paridae
Source: RefSeq, a predicted model, not a curated record